CCGCGCUGCACGAGCGACUGUUCUGGCAUACGCGUACAGUAAAGUACACACGCGAAGGGCAGGGAUGACUCGCGCCAAGCAAGAGGGAUGCUCUCCCUGGCCUCGAGCACGAAAAAUGGCGCCGUUUGCCUUGGUUCUGCACACCCUCGCUCUCCAACUCUUGUGUUCGUUAGGAUCAUCCGGCAGCAGCAGGAGCAGCAGCAGCAGCAGCAGUGGCCUCUACCUCCCUGCUGGCGUCAGGGGCGGCGUCACACCAGCGAUCGAAGAGAACCACCGCAGCAGAGAGGAGGAGCAAGCCGGCGGGCAGGGGAAUACCACCAUCCCGCCCAGAGCGGUGCUGAUCGACGCGAACGACAUCAUCGACGCGAUGGCCCAAGCCUCUGGUCAGCGCAGUGGGACGGACGCCCACGAGCAGGUGUUCAAACAGACCCAUGUCUACCGAUCCCAGGUGCACCACAGGAGCAAGCGCACGAUGAGCAACAGCGGUAGAUCACGUCUGAGGCGCGAGGGGGACAGCCUCCUCCGGUCCCUCAAGACUGUCACCACCCGCACGACUAACGGGUUGGCACGGGCGGUGAACGUCACGGGGACGGCAGCGUCGGUGGUUGCGGGAGGAGCUUUCAAGCUGGCAGGAGCAGCAGUUCUCGACGCCGUCGACACUUGGCGUUUUGUGGCGAAAGGGCUGAGGAAGACGGCGGAGACUGUUUACGACUUCGGUGUUGCGGCGGAAAACGUGACUGCAGAAGCCACCGAGGUCGCCGAGGAAACGAUACGGUCGGUCGUCGGGAGCGUGAUCAACCCAGCCUCCCCCGGCAGCGACGCGCAAACGCGCGGUUACUUUUCCGAGGAGGAGGAUCGGAUCAUAGACAACAUGGUGUUCGGGAUGCCCCCGGCAGCCGGCAGCGGCGGCGAGACAACGGGGGCAGUAGACGGCGGCGGCGGCGGCGGCGGCGGCGGCGGGCAUGUCUCAGGCGGGAGUAACAUGGGUUACUCGGAGGGCGAUCUCGCGACGCACUUCGGCAGAGACGCUCGUCGCGGCCACCACCACCACGAUAGCGGUAGGCCUUAUGCCCACCAGCAGCACCAGUGGCAGCAGGGCCUAUUGACCGGCGGACCGGGGGGGCUCAGGCGCCGACAGCCGAGGCUGCUGGCCCUCGCCGCCCGCGCGCGGUACGCCAUCCGGCUGUCCAUCAUGAGGACGAGCAAGGCCGUGCCGACGAUGAGGUUUCCGCAGAUGGUGGCGUGCGCGAUGGUUUUCGCGUGCCGGGCGGUGACGAAGAACCCAUGGUGCGGGGCGGCCAGCUUCGUGGGAGCCAGGAUGUACCUCAAGUUUGUGGAGUCGAUCUACCUGGAGUGCUUGAAGGAGCGCAUGACCUCAGACAUUAAGUUCGAGGCUGUAGCUAGGCUGCACGAGGGCUCGCCUGAAAGAGCCAGGUGGUUCAACACGGCUGUGGCGGCUAUGUGGGUGCCCAUGCUCGAGCCGCUCUUGUCAGGGUGGACCUCGCGGCAGAUCACGAGGGGCAUCGAGAGGAGCCUGCCGAGCAACGUCUCGUGGGUGGGCCUUGGCAAGGUGACGCUAGGCCCGACACCCCCCAAGAUAAGGUACGUGCAGGUCCAGAACGUGACCUCGCUCGCACAGCGGCGGAACAUGGGCACGUCCAACGGCAUCAUCGACAGCGUGCUGCUCGAAGCCGGCCAGCCAGGCGGAGAAAUCGCCGGAGAGAACAUCGUCUACCUCGAGGUUGGCGUUGAUUGGACCAGCUCGCGCUCAAAGGUUUCCCUGAAGCUUGGUGAGCAGUCCCGCCGUCGCAACUGGUGGAGCCUGAGUAGCUACGUCCCGACCUACCGCGUAAAGCUGUGCGAUCUCGGCAUAAAGGGAAAGGUGGUCGUCGCCAUGGCGGUGGGAGAUGGCCGGCCUUUCGUGAAGCGGCUGUGGGUGGGGUUCUCGGAACCCCCUCUGACGCACAUGAGCCUGGAGGCACUCUCGGGGAUGGACAUAGCCAACCUGCCGGUGCUCAGGAAGCAUCUCCGGCACGUGGUGAUGAGGUGCCUCAUGCCUCUCACGGAACCAAGGUUCCUCAACAUCGAGGUGAAACCUCCGUCCCCACCCCCCAGCUCAUCUCGGGGUGCCGCCCUAGCAGCCCGCGUCCGGCCGGCGGCCCUGGGCGUCCGAAGGCGGCUCCCGCGCCGCUUCCCGGGCUUCGGGUUGCGGACACUCCUUGGUCGCGGCAACAACAACAACAACAACAACAACAACAACAACUCGAGGGUGGCGACAACAGCAGUGCUUGCCGAAGCCGGCGAAGAAGGAUCCGGGGGUGGCCAGGGCAGGGAGCUCGAGGAGGCGACGCGGAGGCUGCUGGUGGAGGUAGGCGGCGAGUUUCGGGACGAGACUGUCAUGGCUGCGGAGGUCUCGGCCCCGGGCGGAGAGGACGACGGCAUCGUGGUGGAGGAUGUCUCGAGCGCCGGGGGCGCGGAGGGCGAGAGGAGAAAGGGCACGACGACGACGAGGGUGAAGGCUAUAGGGGGCGGGGUGGGAGAAGUGGGACGGGACGGGAGGGAGACAGCCGGCGAGAGGCAGAGCACGAUGCCGGCUAAGGGAGAGGGGGAAACGGAGAAGCCGAAGUGGUUUUGGAAGAAGUUGAAGAAGCCGGAGCUGAGCUCGCCGCCGGGGGGGGAGGAGGAGGAGGAGGAGGACGUGCGGAAGGUUCCCGAUCGGCUGGAAGAAGAGGACUUGGACUGGAGGGGCAACCCAAGGGAAUGCAGCGAGAGAGAACUCGCGGUAGCAAAGAACACGGCGGAUGCAGAGGUGUCAUCGAGAGCGGAGAAGAAGAAGUCGGAGUCGAGUGCACCGUCGACAAAGGCGCGGGCGCGGCUGGAGGAAGAGGGCGUCGACUGGAUGGGCAACCCGCGGGACGACAUGGGAAGGGGGGAAAAGGAAGAGACAAGAGUCUCGUCUAGCGUGGAAGUGAAGACCGCGCGCCGGCGGCAGCGACCGCGAAGUAGCGUCGUCACGAAUAUGGACGGGGAGAAGCUUAAGCUUGCCACUGGAGGAGCAGAGUCGCCGCCGAGGGACGUAGUAGCAUCACCGACGGCUAAGGAGGUGAAAAUUAUCCCCUUACCCAAAGCCGCUUCGAUGGCCAAGCCGGGCUCCUCCUCCUCCUCCUCCUCGUCCGCCUCUUCUCCGGCAGGCAAGAAUAAGAAGGCGACGCCGAAGACCUCUCCCGAGGCGGAAACGGCGGCGGUUGUCGCCGCCGAGCCCCGGCGGCGGCUCACAAAGAGCGAGGCGGUGCGGGUGCGCCGGGCACAGAUAAAGCGGCGACGGGCGGCGCUGCUGGAGGAGAAGGGCGGCUCUCUGUCCGCGGCUUCGGCGCUGGUCAAGUCCUUGCGGGGUCGCUUGGGGAAGGUUGGGGGGCGACGCCGUUCCAAUCCGCAGCGAGAGGGGAUUAUCCAGUCGGUGUGCGCGCUUUCGCGACCUCCCCCGCCACAGGCUGACAGACGUUGAUGUUUGGAUGUUUUCGUCGCUGGUCGUUUAUUUUUUGUCUGGUGCGGUCGUCCUUGACGUUCCGCUACUAGUACUGCUGCUGUUGCAUGCUGCUGCUGUACCACGGUGAAGGAAGGGUGGAGGGUAGAGAGCAUAGGGUAGGGGGUAUCUGUGUUGUCUUGGUGGACUGCUGUGGUAACCUGUCGCUUGGCCGCACCUUGUGUUGGUUCUCGGUGUAGGGCGGCGCUAUUGGGCGGUCGAUUGCGUUUGUAAAUAGGGACCUGUGCCAUGCGUGAAAUGAGAAAAAAUUAGGUCCGGGGGGGGGGGGGGGGGGGGGGGGGGGGGGGGGGGGGGGGGGGGGGGCAGGAGAGAGGAGAUUUAGUGAGUUGUUGGUGUUGUGGGCUGUGGGCGGACCCGAAUGUGAACGUGUGCGGUAUGUUUCAGGCUGCUGCUGCAGUUGAAAGCAGGAGUGAGACUAUUGAACGUUCCUCACGCGCGCUGGUCGCAUGCCCUUCAACCAGUUGCCGGGUUUUCGAUGGUGAGGUUGGGAUUUUUUCGCGGAUGCACGCGUACAUUUCUAUCUAUGAAAGGCCAUGAACAACAAGUCUUAUAUUUCGUGUCCCAAGCGCAGAGAGAGGGGAGACGGGGACGUGCCUGGCGCGCUGAUUCCUCCUGUUGUGUUGCUCCCAAACCGGCACCAAUUUUCGGUGCCUGAUGUAAAUAGGCGUGUUUCAGCACUGUUGCGCCGUGCGUGCGUGUGCACGAUAACAGCGCGAGGGUGCAUAUCGCUGAUGUAAAUAUGCUUUGUGGUGGCCUAACAAAUAAAUAUGAAAGUCGAAACGUAUCCGAUUUUCUUCUUUUUCCUUGUCUUGGCGAGAGGGUGGAGUGGGGGUAAAAGCACCAAGAGGGAUGAUAGAGGCAGUGUGGCGCAGAAAAGCACCGCGUGUUGACGCCGAAGGACUAUAAAGAGUGGUCGUUUUGUGGGCCUGAAAAACACAAGUGAGGUGGAUGCAGUGGUCAUUUGAGGCGCAACGUGCGCGAAGGCCUAGAGAGUGGUCGUGUUGUGGGCCUGAAACAGGUAACGUCGGGUUGUUGUAGUCGUCAUUUCAGGCGUCGUGACGUUUGGUGAGGUUUGGCUAGCCACCGGUUCGCUCUCUGCGUGUCGUGCCCCUCUCGAAGCCUUUCAUCACACGCCAAGUGGCCAUGGCCAUGAUGAUGGCGAGGUUGGCACGGUUAUGGUGAUAUGAGGUGUCAGCGCUCUUGGUGCGGACGGCAAUCUAUCCCAACUUCAGUCGUCCUGUGUGCUCUGCAUGGGAACAGGAGGCAGGCACAAGGUCUGACCUGGUGAUGGUUUUUAAGUGGAAGCGUGGUCGAUUAUGGGUUCCAACAAAAAACACUCCUUCCUUGAAGCAGAAAACCGAAGUGAUCGUGAAAAUGUUUUGCGGAGUGCACGACAAGCGCAUCCGCGUGUGAAUCUUCAUGUCGGGCGACACCCUCUUGCGCGCUUGGGAUGUAGAUCGGAGUGCGAGCGCGAUACGCGAGGAACGGGGAUGGAUUGGUUUCAGCGAGCGUGCAUCACCCGAGGUCGGGGAUGUUCCCUUUCGGCUGGAACGUGGCGCUCAUCCUGCACGCUGCCAUCGAGUCCAACCUGCACGACGAAAAACCACAGAACACGUAUGACCUAUCGUUUUUAUUCUCCAAUCUUUCUCCCCGGGGCGUGCGCCCCAAAGGCGCGGAACCCCCUGCACGAAACGUUUCAUGACCGACCGACCGCCCCGAGCAAACAAGCACUCUAAACGCACACAAUCCAUAUGGGUCGCCUCUAUUCUAGGAUGGAGACUGUUGCCCAGAAUGAAUCAGAAGAGCGUCUACCUGCUCUAUAGCGCACCCCCCAUCUCUAAAAAAUUCAAAGGGUCCAGCAAGACAGCCACCACAUCAUGACCCCAAGAAUCAGGUUCAUUCUUGG
Ectocarpus sp. CCAP 1310/34 is the source of this 5450-nucleotide messenger RNA. The record is from the annotation of a GenBank genome assembly. Lineage: Eukaryota; Phaeophyceae; Ectocarpales; Ectocarpaceae.